Messenger RNA from Trichoderma virens Gv29-8, 1317 nucleotides. RefSeq lists its product as uncharacterized. The record is from RefSeq and is a predicted model, not a curated record. Bases 1 to 1317 code for a protein of 438 amino acids. The transcript is spliced from 5 exons. Gene Ontology annotation, molecular function: heme binding; iron ion binding; oxidoreductase activity, acting on paired donors, with incorporation or reduction of molecular oxygen. NCBI's taxonomy places the organism in Eukaryota, Fungi, Ascomycota, Sordariomycetes, Hypocreales, Hypocreaceae.
AUGCUCGCAUCUGUCCAAUCCCUUGCCCUCUACCCCUUCCUCCUCUUCGGCUCCGCCCUACUUGUCACAUCCACCGUAUAUGUCGUCUAUCAGUGCUUCUUUUCGCCCAUAGCUGCGUUUCCGGGGCCAUUUGCCGCAAAGCUGACCAAGGUAUGGCGAGCGUACACCACAUACCGAGGCCAAUGGCAUCGUGAUUUGAUCGAGUUGCAUCAACGGUAUGGGAAUGUUGUGCGAAUCGGACCGAACGAGCUAAGCGUGGGGCAUCCGGAUGCGUUUAGGACAAUCUACAGGGCCAACGGUGCCUUUGCCAAAUCCGCCUCUUACUCGGUGCUUCAGGGAUCGCGGCCAUUUGAUUUGACGGGAGAACGCAAUGAGAAGAUCCAUUCGGCUCAGAGACGGCUCGUGGCACGGCCUUAUUCGAUGGAGUCGGUUGUCCACCUUGAGCCGCAGGUUACCCGUCUCAUCGAUGACUUGCUCAUCAAGUUUGAUUCGUUUGCUACAUCGCCACGCCCCAUUGAUAUUGGCAAUUGGUUUCAACUCUUCGCUUUUGACGUCAUUGGAGCCGUAUCUUUUACAAAGCCUUAUGGAUUUGUUGCCCAGGCUACUGACGAUGGCAUGUUUGCCCGAAUUGAGCGAGCCAUGGGCAGCACCGCCUGGUUGAUGCACGCCCCGUGGUUCUUCAAGUUUCAUCAAAAGUUCAUCCUGCCUGUUUUUGGAAAUUUCCUCGGCGCAAACGAUAGAAAUGGCUACUUUUUCCAGUUUGCAAAGUCCGAGGUGCAAGACCGAAGAGACAAGGGAGGCAACGACAAAGACAUUGUGGGACAGCUCUUCCAAGCAGCACACGCUAAGACAGAGUUGACCGAUCUCGCGAUCUCUUUCAUGAUGACAUCCAACGUCUUUGCAGGGUCUGACACAACGGCUAUCGCUCUUCGGAGUAUCUUCCUUAAUCUCCUCCGUCACCCCCACGUGCUAUCAAAACUCAUAGCCGAGCUGGAGGAGCGGCGAGCAGCGGGCCGUCUGUCAAACACAGUUACCUUCCAGGAAGCUGAGGCGUGUCCCUAUCUGCAAGCCGUCAUGCACGAAGCAUUGAGGAUUUUCAGCCCGGCAGGAUUCAGCUUCGACAGGGAUGUUCCCAAAGAGGGAAUGAUUAUCAGCGGCAAAUUUAUUCCCGGCGGUACUGUCGUCGGCAGCAGCCCCUGGGUUAUCCACAGUUUACCUGAGGUGUGGGGUGCCGAUGUCGACAAGUUCCGGCCUGAGCGUUGGUUGGAGGGCGAGAACUCCAGUGAACUGAGUGAGAAACGCAUAUCAAGGCGCUAA